Messenger RNA from Juglans regia (Persian walnut), 676 nucleotides. RefSeq lists its product as uncharacterized. The record is from RefSeq and is a predicted model, not a curated record. Lineage: Eukaryota; Viridiplantae; Streptophyta; Magnoliopsida; Fagales; Juglandaceae. The transcript is spliced from 3 exons. The coding region runs from base 89 to 475 and encodes 128 amino acids.
AAGUACCCCCAUAAUCUCCGUGUUCUUUAUCGUCCGUGUCAUAGAGCCGGAAAUUAGAUCGGAAGAACAGAGUAACGAGUUGGUGAAAAUGGGCAACAACGGAAGCACUCAGCCAGGGGCAACUGAAGAAGUGAAAACGAUGAAAGCCCCAGGAAGGGAAGAUACUCGCAUUUCCAGGGCUCACUUUGAAGAGAACCCCAAACGCUACUUUCAAGAGCAUCGUGAUGAGAAGAAAAAACAAACUGCAGAAGUGAAAACGAUGAAAGCCCCAGGAAGAGAAGAUACUCGCAUUUCCAGGACUGGCUUUGAAGGGAACCCCAAACGCUACUUUCAAGAGUAUCGUGAUGAGAAGAAAAAACAAAUCGCAGAAGUGAAAAUGAUGAAAGCCCCAGGAAGGGAAGAUACUCGCAUUUCCAGGGCUGGCUUUGAAGGGAAUCCCAAACGUUACUUUCAAGAGCUUCGUAAAAAGAAGUGAAAACAUAUGACAUAGACUAGUGCUUGCUUGAUGUGUUUUCUGUUUGAAAUAUUAAUAUUUCCUAUAUAUUAUCGAUUUCGUUUAGUUUGAAUGAUUUCUUUUCCUUUUAAUUGCCUGUAAAAUAGUAUGCACCCACCAUCCCCACCACACACAUAUAUAUUAUAAAUGGAGUGUUGAGAUGCUUCGCUUUCUGAUCUCUUC